AUGAGCGGUUCCUCUCUACCUUACAUUGGAAGCAAGAUCUCCCUCGUGUCAAACGCGGGCAUCCGCUACGAGGGUAUCCUCUACACCAUCAACACCGAGGAGUCCACUAUUGCCCUCCAGAACGUGAAGUCCUUCGGUACUGAGGGUCGCAAGACUCCCGACAUUCCCGCCAGUGACGAGGUCUACGAUUUUAUCAUUUUCCGUGGCUCUGAUAUCAAGGACUUGACCGUCCUAGAAGGUGCCAGCCAGAGGUCUGGUGUCCUCUCUGAUCCCGCCAUCGUGAGCAUGCAGAAGAACGCCCCUACUGUCGCUACUAACGGUAUGCAGCGUCAACGUGGCUACUACAACAACAACCGUGGUGGUUACGGUAAGGGUUAUGGUAAGGGUUACAACAACUACGGUGGUAAGGGUUAUGGCAAGGGCUACAACUACGGCUAUCGUAAUAGACAUCAGAACAGGAACAGAAGGUCCGGUCCCUCUGGCCCUGUCGGUGAGCUUGUCCCCAAACGAGAACCCUGA
Perkinsus marinus ATCC 50983 is the source of this 519-nucleotide messenger RNA. RefSeq lists its product as hypothetical. The transcript has a single exon. NCBI's taxonomy places the organism in Eukaryota, Perkinsozoa, Perkinsida, Perkinsidae. Bases 1 to 519 code for a protein of 172 amino acids. Gene Ontology annotation, cellular component: P-body. Gene Ontology annotation, molecular function: mRNA binding. The record is from RefSeq and is a predicted model, not a curated record. Gene Ontology annotation, biological process: cytoplasmic stress granule assembly; P-body assembly.